Messenger RNA from Phialemonium atrogriseum, 1558 nucleotides. RefSeq lists its product as uncharacterized. The coding region runs from base 37 to 1353 and encodes 438 amino acids. NCBI's taxonomy places the organism in Eukaryota, Fungi, Ascomycota, Sordariomycetes, Cephalothecales, Cephalothecaceae. The transcript has a single exon. The record is from RefSeq and is a predicted model, not a curated record.
ACUCUCUUCCCCACAAUCUCCCCCACGCCUGGCAACAUGUCCCUCCCCCCUCACGCGUUCCAUAAGAAGUCUGCAGGCGAGGAUGACCGAGCCGGGGGGCGCCCUUUGACACCGCUGGGACGAAUCUCCAAGCUUUCUCGCAAGUUUUCCUAUGCCAAAAUCCGUGGAAGGUCUGGAGAGAAAGCGGCCUCGAACCCCAUUAAAGUGCCUUCCGGCACGACUUCCAUCACGACUUCCGGCACGACUUCCGGCACGGCUCCUCGCCGAACUCUUGCUGGAAAUCGGGAACCAGCCUAUCCCCCGUGGGAACGCAGCAUGGACGUAUCGUGGGAGAAGGACCCAGACGUGACGUGGUGCGACUUGAGGCAGCUCGUGGCGUUCAAGCUCUCGCUGGCCAAAUUCAUCAAAGACAGCGACCAUCUCAUGACGCGCAACAUGGUUAGCACGCCAUAUCUCCGGCUCCCUGACGCCGUCCGCUUUCGAAUCUGCAAGUACCUCGUCGGAGACGGCGAGAAUAAGGCGAUCCGCAUGAACCCCAUCGGCGCCUUCAGGCCCGCCUGGCCCGAGCAGUACUUCGAGAGUAUGCAGAGCGUUCUCGAGUCGCUUGAGCGUUACACCUCGGUGUCCUCGGGAUUCCGCGCCGACAUCCUUGUCACGCUCUUCACGACGCGCCACUUCCAUGUAGUGUGGUCGCCAUACGUGAUGCCACUCACAAGCCCGGCAGCGGUAUACUACAUGAGGAAGUAUUCUGGCCUGAUGCAGCAUGUCACGCUGGAGUUUGACUUCGCCAAGCUAGGAUUCGGCGCCGAGCCAGGUGCGCAUGAGCUCAGACCUGGGAUACAGAACAUGUAUCCCCGGGUUGACGAGUUCAUCGACGCACAGAAGGAACGGGAGGAGUUAUCGACGCUGUUCAGCGUGCGAAUCCUUGUGCGGCGCUACCAUGGCAGACGGAAAGUAGAGGGGGUGGCUAGGGGUGAGGAAGGAGAAGGUACAGGAUCUCACUGCACCGACAAGCACUUGAAGGUUCUGGAUUCACUCAAAUGCCUCGGCGGGAUUGUGGAACGGGCGCGCAUCGUCGGCUGCAGCGAGGAGUACACAAACGACCUCAUCCGCUACUUCUGGGUGGACAUGCCCCAGGAUGAGAAGGAGUGGAUAAAGCAUUGUGGUAGGAUUGCGCCCUCGACGCUGUACCCGCUUCUCCCAGGACAGUCAUCGUACCUCGACUACGGCCCGGGUAGGGGCCGUCACAUUGUGAAGCACCCUGCCACGUUCAUUGGCCCCUAUGGCGUCGAGAUCGGCGAGGCUGCAGUGGAUCGAAGGCACCCUGCCCUUGGCGGAAUCAUCGAGGGAUAGGUAACCGGCUGCUCAUCCGAUGAUGGCAGAGGGGACCCCUUUGGGAAAUGCGGGUGGUGCGAGGGGUAAAGGGGGGAAUGGGGAUAAUAGGGACAUUAUGACUUUGCAAUGAAAUACAGUAACUGAAGGAUUUACGACAGAUCCUCUCAAUAUGUGAACAGCAGUUCAUACGGAUACGAAUGGAAUCAGAAUGUCUGAUGUCGUU